Molecule: messenger RNA, 1766 nt
Organism: Aaosphaeria arxii CBS 175.79
Lineage: Eukaryota; Fungi; Ascomycota; Dothideomycetes; Pleosporales
Exons: 3
Coding region: 100-1617 (505 amino acids)
Biological process (GO): regulation of protein catabolic process; ubiquitin-dependent protein catabolic process
Cellular component (GO): proteasome regulatory particle, lid subcomplex; proteasome complex
Molecular function (GO): enzyme regulator activity
Source: RefSeq, a predicted model, not a curated record
CAUUCACCUAUCUUUUGCAAAUAUCUUCCCGCUCGAGUCUCUCCUGCUUCGCCCUUAAUUCCAUCUCCACGUCGAAGUACUGCGCAAACAGCCUCCAUCAUGGCUGACAGUAUGGAGGGUGUGCUUGUUGAGGGCGAGCAGCCCACAACUGAACAGGUUGAGCAAAAGGUUGUCGCCGAUAUCCGAGCCAACUUCACUCUUCUCGAACGCGCCGUUACUCAGUUCGACGCCCGGUUUACGCUGAGGGCUCUUCGCUCGAUAUCGUCAGUGCGGAAACGGCUCACUGAUAGAGUUCUUUGUUCCGUGAUCGUCUUGACGUACAGCCCAAGUAGUCCGACGGGUAGAGUGCUCAUGGAGGCAACUGGGAUGGACGGCGAGGCUAUACAAGCCGUGGUGUCCCAAUACAAGCAGGAAAUACAGGCUAAUAAGGCGAAUCCCAAAGAACCAUUACCUGAGGUCGAUGUAUAUAUAGCCAUCCUCAUACAGGUAUAUCUAUAUGACCAGAAGGACAUAGAGGAUGGUGCCGAGUUCUCAUCGAAUCUAGUCGACAAAGUACGCGAGCUGAAUCGACGAACACUUGACUCUCUGGCCGCAAAGGCCUACUUUUACUUCUCAUUGUUCCACGAGGAACUGGACCCGAAACCGCCUUCCAAACAGUCUCCCGUGAUAGCCAUUCGAGGAAAACUUCUCGCUGCACUUCGCAGUUCAGUCCUCAGGAAGGAUCAAGAUACACAAGCUUCUGUCACGACACUGCUCCUACGAAACUACAUAUCCACUGCGGAUAUCACGCAAGCAGAUCUCCUAGUGGCACAAACUCAGUUUCCCGCAUCCGCGCCAAACAACCAGGUUGCGCGAUACCUCUACUACCUAGGACGCAUACGGGCAAUCCAACUCUCUUACACCGAGGCACACGAGCACCUCACAAGCGCAACUCGGAAAUCGCCCACAAACAAUGUUGCUACUGGAUUUUAUCAGGCAUCCACGAAGUUGUUGGUAGUUGUAGAGCUUCUCAUGGGCGAUAUACCCGACCGAGCAACAUUCAGCCAGCCUCGCCUCGAACGUGCGCUCGAGCCCUACUUCCGCCUGAUUCAAGCCGUCCGUGUCGGUGAUCUCCAAGGGUUCCUCAAGAUCGUCCAGACGUUCGCUUCCACUUUCCAUCGUGAUGGGACGUACACGUUGAUCCUACGACUCCGCCAGAACGUUAUCAAAACUGGCAUUCGGAUGCUCUCCCUUUCCUAUUCACGCAUCUCUCUGAGAGAUAUCUGCAUUCGACUCGGCUUGGAGAGUGAGGAGUCAGCUGAGUACAUAGUUGCAAAAGCUAUACGUGAUGGUGUCAUUGAGGCUUCUAUCGACCACGAGAAGGGAUUCAUGCAGACAAAACAAGCUGGCGACGUUUAUGCCACUCGCGAACCGGGCGAGGCUUUCCACGAGCGCAUUCAAGCCUGUCUGGCGCUCCACGAUGAGUGUGUCAAGGCCAUGCGUUAUCCCAUGAACCAGCAUAGGUUAGAACUCAAGAAUGCACAGGAAGCGCGAGAGCGAGAACGGGAGCUUGCCAAAGAGAUUCAGGAGGGGGAUAUUGACGAGGAUGAUGCAGCUGGUGAUUUCGACGGCCUAUAGACAUCUUGAUUGCUGAAUUUCCUCCUUCAAAGGAGCAGCACUAGCUGUGUACGAUAGCCUUUCGCAGACCGGGCCAUGAGCUUGAUUAGAUUAGCUUCAUAGUGGAUCACAAAAUCACCAAUAAUCGAAUCAUUGUAACGAGAACGGAC